Messenger RNA from Dicrocoelium dendriticum, 2988 nucleotides. The record is from the annotation of a GenBank genome assembly. Lineage: Eukaryota; Metazoa; Platyhelminthes; Trematoda; Plagiorchiida; Dicrocoeliidae.
ACUUGGGAGACCCGUGGCGUUUACGUGACCCCGUCCGCUCGUUUCCAUUCGUCAUGGUGGAUCUCUGUAUUCUGCUUCUGCUCUCGUCCUUUGAAUUGGUUGGAGCUUCAACGAAAGAAGAAAACGGUGUUGCUAUUCUUACUGCAGCCAACUUUGAAGCUGUUGUUGGAGAGCAUGAUUUCGCAAUGGUGGCGUUUUAUGCCCCUUGGUGUGUGCACUCCCAAAGACUCAAUAAGGAAUACGAAUAUGUCGCAAAGAAAUUGAAGGUGGAUCAUCCUAACAUUUUACUGGCCAAGGUUGAUGCAACCGUUGAGUCAGAGCUUGCUACGAAGCAUGAUAUCAAGGGCUACCCGACUUUGAAAUUCCACAAGAAUGGCAGUUGGGUGAAAUACAACGGUGAGCCAAAGGAGACAGCUAUAUAUGAUUGGAUUCUUCGCAAAACUAAGGAGGCUGCUAGGCAGCUGCAGACACUCAACGAGUUGGACGAAUUCAUCAAUUCCAACGUAGUUGCGGUUGUUGGUUUCUUCGAGGAGAAUCACCCAUCUCUCUCAGUAUUUGAAAAGGUCGCUGAUGAACUGGACAAGCAUCCAUUCGCUUGGACUUCUCUUCCAGAAGCUCGCGAGAAAUAUGGAGUGACCAAAAGUGCUCACGUUUCACUUUUCAAAAAGUUUGACGAAGGCCGGGCCGAUCACGAAAUCGAGCUAACUGCCCCAACGCUUACGAAUUUUGUACAGAUGGAAAGCAUUCCUUUGAUCGUAGAAUUUUCCCAUGAAAAUGCGUCAGACGUAUUUGCGAGUCCUGUUCGCACCCACUUUGUCGCUUUUGUCUCACGCACUAACAAAUUCGAGGACCUGAAGAAUGAGAUGUUUCCUGUUGCUAAGAACUUCAAGGGAAAGGUUCAUUUUCUUGUCAUCGAUACUGAUCAGGAAGACCACGAUCGCAUCUUGUCAUUCUUCGGAAUGACAAAAGAUGAGGUUCCUGCGUACCGCCUAAUCAACCUAUCAGAUGACAUGACCAAAUAUCAGCCUGAUGAUUCCAGUUUCACAAAUGAUGCCAUGACCAAGUUCAUCGAUGAGGUGUUGACUGGCGUUAGGAAGCCGUUCUUAAUGAGCCAAGAAAUCCCGCCGAAAUCCGACUCCUCUGUUCUGGAACUCGUCGGCAAAAAUUACAACGAAGUCGUAAAGAAUGAAAGUGUUGCUGUAUUCGUCAAACUAUAUGCACCAUGGUGCGGUCAUUGCAAGCAGUUGGCUCCCAUUUGGGAUGAUCUGGGUAAAGAAUUCAAGGGCAGGGAUGAUAUCGUGAUCGCUAAAAUGGAUGCAACGGCCAAUGAAGCUGAAGGACUUCGAGUAACCAGCUUUCCGACAUUGAAGUACUAUCCCAAAGGAAACGCUUCAGUAAGGGGGAUUGUGAGGAAAAUAACCGUUUAUUAAAGUGGUUGUUCUUUUCUAUUACGUGUUCUGCACCAACCUGAUUGGGGUUGAUCAUAUGUGCUUUUCAUGUUAAACCCUCUUAGUUGAUUCCCAUCUCGCUUGCUGAACAACCUCGUGUUGCCAGCUGGGUGGUUCGGGAUUUUCCCGUUUCAGCAAAUGGUUCGGUGGCAGUGUUUCAGGACGCGGUGGGUUUUCGCCUGGAAAGCGUUCUCCCUAUAAAAAGCCACAUAUGUCCGUUUAACAACACUGUGACGUGGCGCCACAUACCCCCCUGAGUUUGUGUUGAUUUGGUAAACCUCAUAAUUUACUGGAUCAUCGUUUCCUUCGUAGUAACCUUCGGUCACUCGAAUCACAUUGCUGAUAUUCGAACUUGACAUUUCCUCUCUGUUCGCCGCACCUUUUUCCGCUGCACAUUCUCAACUGCGCUAUGUGACUUUCGUUUAUGCCCCUGGUUACAAUGCAUUUGGAUGGGCUUCGCAGGUCACAUACAGUCUGAUGGUUUUGUUCUUCUUUCAUUGUCUUGCUCCGUUAGUAAUUUACAAAAUAUUGAUACAUCUGCAUUCAUGCUUUUAUUUCAUUCCCUUCUCUGUAUCUCUACUUCAUCCGUUAAUGUGCUGGACAUAAAUUCAUCUACCCUAUCAAUAUCUCAUCUUAAGAGCUGUUUGAAUCGCAAUUGGAAUUUUAUAACAGUUGGGUAGCAGUUUCUAGCCUCACAGAAGUCGGAUAGAGUACACAUUGUUAACGCUUCGCGGAAGGAUGAACGGCCAUAUAGUGCUUUUCCGAACUUGUGAUGGUCAUCUGACUGCGUUCAAACGCGAUGAACGUCCACUUAAAUCAUUUUACCCCCCCCCUACUAAUUCCUUGUAAACAAAUCAAAACGACGUGUAAUGAUUCGAUUUAUUCUGAUAAUGAUUUACCCCGUCCCGUACAUGGCAAUAACAUGUAAGGGGUGAGCGGCGCUAUAUCCUGUCUAGUAACUUUUCGGUCUGCACUUUCCAAACGGACUGGUGACGUUAGGGUUACGACUCUAGCGUCACAAGGGUCAGAUCGAAUGCGCAGCGCUUACGAUUUUCGUAAGGAUAUAAUGAUCUUACAACGCUUUUCCGGACGUCUGAUGGCUGAGUGUAUAUGCGAUGAGGUAUUCCUUGUUUAUAUUGUGCUUACUGUAAACCGUUCUGUCAUUUAUUUAGCACUUUUACCAUCAUGAGCUAAAUUCCUUCUUACCUUGCAGGUUAUCGAUUAUAAUGGCGAGCGCACUGUGAAGGCCUUCAAGAAAUUCAUCGAAUCUGAUGGUCAGAUCGGGGAAUCAGAAGAGCCGAGCGAAGAGCACGAGGAUGAACCAGCAAAGAAAGACGAAUUAUAAAUGCCUACAACCCUCCUUAGUUUCAUGUCGCUUACCUCAUUCGGUGGCCGCGUGUUCGUGUUUUUCGGUCAUCUUUACUGGUGCUAAUCUUUUUCAUCCUUGUACAAGUUCGCAGUUGGCUCCUCGAUGUACGAUCCUAUGUGAUCCUGCCAAUUUUUCUGGAUAUCGUGUUCUCAACAAUGUUUAUACUUCAUU